This is a messenger RNA of Penicillium argentinense, 843 nucleotides long. RefSeq names its product Yip1 family protein. Lineage: Eukaryota; Fungi; Ascomycota; Eurotiomycetes; Eurotiales; Aspergillaceae. The transcript has 4 exons. Gene Ontology annotation, cellular component: Golgi apparatus; membrane. The coding region runs from base 1 to 843 and encodes 280 amino acids. Gene Ontology annotation, biological process: vesicle-mediated transport. The record is from RefSeq and is a predicted model, not a curated record. Gene Ontology annotation, molecular function: small GTPase binding.
AUGGCAAACAGGGGCUACGACGUGGUUGUCGACGUGGACGCCGAGGGCGACCUUGGACAUACCGACCUGCAAGAGGACCUUGAAUUCCACCCGUCCAAUUUCGAAAAUGACCAACGAAGCGCUAAAGCCCAAGCCGAUUCCCAACCCUUCCUCGGCGGUGGUAGUUCUUCGCGCGGCCGGGACCGAUCCCCUGGCGGCACACCCACCAAGCACAGCUGGUGGUCGAUCCACUACUACGAGCGAUUUUUCGACGUUGACACAAACGAGGUCCUGCGCCGUUGUGUAGCGACUCUCUACCCGCGCUCGAACUUCCUGGAUGUGCUGGAGGGUAAUGCGGACCUGUACGGGCCCGUGUGGAUUGCGACAACGGUUGUGGUUAUCCUGUUCUUGACAGGUACAAUCUCACAGUGGUUGGCAAACCGCCAUGCCGAGCACUUCGAGUAUGACUUCAAGUUGCUCUCUGGCGCGGCGGGUCUUAUCUACGGAUAUACUGGUAUUCUGCCUAUUGCGCUGUGGGGUGCUCUGCGCUGGUUCGGGAGCUCAACGGCCGAUUUGAUCGAGUGCUGGGCUUUGUAUGGAUACUCGAAUCUAGUUUGGAUUGGUGUUGCGCUUGUGAGCUGGAGUCCUUUGACUGCGCUUAACUGGGCGCUUGUUGGUGUUGGCUUUGCAUGGACAACCUUCUUCCUUCUGCGCAACCUCUACCCCGUCUUGAAUGCCACCGAUGCCAAGGCCAGCAAAAUUCUCUUGAUAUUGGUGGUUGUUUUGCAUGCAGCUUUGGCGAUUACGAUCAAGUUCCUUUUCUUCGCACACGCUAGCCCUGUUGAAGACAAGAAGGAUGAUUAG